UAACCAUGUUCAUUCAUUACUUGUUUUACUUCAAUUCCCACCCACCAUUUCCUCAAAUCAAAACACCUUUCACUUUCUUUCAUACCCCAAAGCCGCGCUAUCUAUCUUCUUUCCUCCACCUAACCAGAUCAACCCUAAUCCUAUAUAUCAUAUCGAUCUUACUACUUCUCAUAGCUUCAAUUUGAGGCCUCACGAAUGAAUAAGGAUUUGGGCAUUUGAGAGAGAUCAUAUGGAGAAUACUAAGAUGAUGGGGGUGAAGAUACAGGACUAUGCUUCUAAUAUGGAGAGUAAUAAUUAUCCAUUCUUUGAUUUCUCUGAAGAUAAGGGCUCUUUAGGGUUUAUGGAGCUAUUGGGUGCGCAAGACUAUAGUCCUCUCCUUGAUUUCCCUCUAUCGUCACACGUGUCAGGGCCUCAAACCUCUUCUGUUAAGGAACCACCUGAGACUAAGAAAGAGUGUUCCGAGGUAACUAAUAACAACCAGCAACCUGCGACUCCGAACUCUUCAUCCAUUUCCUCCGCGUCCAGUGAGGUUUUCUAUGAUGAACAGAAUAAAACUGUAGAUCAAGCACCUGAACACCAAAAGACAAAGGAACAGUUGAAGGCUAAGAAGACAAAUCAGAAGAGACAGAGAGAACCGAGAUUCGCGUUCAUGACGAAAAGCGAGGUGGAUCAUCUGGAAGAUGGAUACAGAUGGAGAAAGUACGGUCAAAAAGCUGUGAAAAACAGCCCCUUUCCCAGGAGCUACUAUCGUUGCACCAGUGUUUCAUGUAAUGUGAAGAAACGUGUGGAGCGAUCUUUUAGCGACCCAAGCAUUGUGGUGACAACCUACGAAGGACAACACACGCAUCCAAGCCCAGUUAUGGGUCGCUCCAACAACUUUGGUUCGGUAAUUAUGUCUGGAUCUGCUGGAAACUACAUGUCCCAAUAUUAUCAGCAGCAGCAUCAACAAGUCCACAUCGAUGCAUUGUCCUCUUUGGGUUUCCUCUCUUCUUCGUCUUCAAGGAAUGCCACUUUUCCUCAAGAGACUGCCUUGUUAAGUGACUAUGGGCUUCUUCAAGAUGUUGUUUCUUCACAUAUGUUGAAAGAAGAUUAGAUGAUUACUUCAUUACUGUUUUUAUGUGAUUUCUUGUUAUUAGUUUCUGUAGGAGAAUAUAGAUGAGGACUUUGUUGCUGCACUGGGAUAUUUAAGUUUUAGUUUUCAUUCUCAUCAUGAUCACACUUGUAAAACCCACGUUAUCUUUUUGCACAUAUACUAUAUAAUAGGCCUUGGCAUGAAAAUUAUUGUAACAUGAUGGAUUUUGAUCCGGUUGACGUCUCUUAAUUAGGAUCUAGUUUCCUGUUUGGCUGUUUCCAUCCAA
Molecule: messenger RNA, 1358 nt
Organism: Glycine soja
Lineage: Eukaryota; Viridiplantae; Streptophyta; Magnoliopsida; Fabales; Fabaceae
Product: WRKY transcription factor 23-like
Exons: 3
Coding region: 230-1093 (287 amino acids)
Biological process (GO): regulation of DNA-templated transcription
Molecular function (GO): sequence-specific DNA binding; DNA-binding transcription factor activity
Source: RefSeq, a predicted model, not a curated record